Molecule: messenger RNA, 949 nt
Organism: Panonychus citri (citrus red mite)
Lineage: Eukaryota; Metazoa; Arthropoda; Arachnida; Trombidiformes; Tetranychidae
Gene: Mrm2
Product: rRNA methyltransferase 2, mitochondrial-like
Exons: 1
Coding region: 80-916 (278 amino acids)
Biological process (GO): RNA methylation
Cellular component (GO): mitochondrion
Molecular function (GO): rRNA (uridine-2'-O-ribose)-methyltransferase activity
Source: RefSeq, a predicted model, not a curated record
GUUGAUUUCUUUUUGUUUCAAAUGAUUUAAUCUUCUUGUUUCCUUUGUUAAUUUCAAUUGUUUAUCUAAUUAUUUUGUAAUGAUUUACAAAUCAAUUGUUAACCAAUCAAAUUUCAUGAGAUUGUUUCGUUUAGAAGGUAAUGUUAAACCGACUAAUUAUGUUUCUUUUUUAAAAGAAAAGGAAAAACAUGUUUUGUUACCAAAUCGUUUUCUCCACACUAGUCAACCUAAUUAUCGAGAUACAAUUAUACCAAAAAAUGCUAAAUCUGGUUCUUCAUUUGAAUGGCUUAAAAGACAAUUAAACGAUCCAUAUGUGAAAAAAGCUCGUUAUGAGAAUUAUCGUGCUCGAAGUGCUUUUAAAUUAACUGAGAUUGAUGAUGAGUUUAAAAUUCUUAAACCUGGAGGGAUAAUCAUUGAUCUCGGUGCUUCUCCUGGUGCUUGGACUCAAGUCAUGGUCAGACGAUGUUACCCUGAAAGUGACCCGAAAAAUGUUAAUGGAACCUUGAUCAUUGGUAUUGACAUUUCUGGAAUCGCUCCGAUUGAAGGUGCAGCCGUGAUACCCAACACUGAUUUUACUAAUCCAUUAAAUCAAGCAAAGAUAAUUGAACUUUUAAAAGAUCGUAAGGUGGACACCGUUUGUAGUGACAUGGCUCCCAAAGCCUCUGGUCAAGCUGAACUUGACCAUCCAGGGAUAGUUAAAUUGUUUCUUUCGGCUCUUCAGUUUUCAAUUCAAGUAUUAAAACCAGGAACUGGAAUAUUUUUGGGUAAACUUUGGGAUGGUUAUCGAACCAAGGAAAUUGAUAGUUUGAUGAAAACUCUUUUUGAAACUGUGAACAUCGUUAAACCGAAGGCAAGUAGAGACGAAUCGGCGGAAUUGUUUUUGUUGGGAAUUAAUUACAAAGGUUUAAAACAUUGAAUCAACUUAAUUACCCAGUCGAGUGAAAAAUUG